Messenger RNA from Magallana angulata, 3163 nucleotides. RefSeq names its product serine/threonine-protein kinase OSR1-like. Gene Ontology annotation, molecular function: ATP binding; protein serine/threonine kinase activity. Gene Ontology annotation, biological process: protein phosphorylation. The transcript has 14 exons. Bases 80 to 1687 code for a protein of 535 amino acids. The record is from RefSeq and is a predicted model, not a curated record. Lineage: Eukaryota; Metazoa; Mollusca; Bivalvia; Ostreida; Ostreidae.
UCAUAUCGGGUUCGUUAUUCUUGAAAUUAUUAACUCGGUCAAGGUCGAUCGUCUGGCUGAGGCUGGUGAAGAGAGGGGGAUGGCCGAACAAGAAAAGACACCGUGGCCGAACAACCGAGAAGACUAUGAACUAAAAGACGUUAUUGGGGCUGGAGCAACAGCGGUGGUCCAAGCUGCCGUCUGCAAACCAAGAAAUGAGAGAGUAGCCGUCAAACGAAUCAACCUGGAAAAAUGCAACACCACAGUCGAGGAGUUGCUGAAAGAGAUUCAGGCUAUGAGCCAGUGUAAGCAUGAGAAUGUGGUGGGGUACUACACAUCGUUUGUCGUCAAAGAAGAACUCUGGGUCAUCAUGAAGCUUUGUAGCGGAGGUUCCAUGUUGGAUAUCAUAAAGAGCCGGAUGAAAUCCGGACCAUGUAAGAAUGGAGUGAUGGAUGAGGCGUCCAUUGCUACGGUUUUGAAAGAAGUGUUGAAGGGUCUGGACUAUUUCCACAACAAUGGACAGAUACACAGAGACAUCAAAGCCGGAAAUAUUUUGUUGGGAGACGAUGGGGCUGUCUAUAUUGCAGAUUUCGGGGUGAGUGCGUGGUUAGCGACCGGCAAGGACAUCACCAGAGACACCGUGAGGCACACCUUUGUUGGGACACCCUGUUGGAUGGCCCCAGAGGUCAUGGAGCAGGUGACAGGCUACGACUUUAAGGCAGACAUCUGGAGUUUCGGAAUUACGGCAAUUGAGCUGGCGACUGGUACCGCCCCUUAUCAUAAAUAUCCUCCAAUGAAAGUCUUGAUGUUGACACUGCAGAACGAACCACCAAAUCUGGACACCAAUGCGGAGGAUAAGGAACAAUACAAGGGGUACUCCAAAAUAUUCCGUAAGAUGAUCAAUGAAUGUCUGCGAAAGGAACCAGACAAGAGACCAACUGCAAAACAACUUUUAAAACAUGAGUUCUUCAAGAAAGCAAAGGACAAGCAAUACCUGGUGAAGUCCUUAAUAUCAGAGGGCGUGUCUGUGAAACCCCAGAAAGUGAAGAGGGUCCCGGGCUCUAGUGGAAAACUUCAUAAGAAUGAGGAAGGAGAAUGGGAGUGGUCAGAUGAUGAGAUGGAUCCAGAUGAACAUGGGAAUGAGGACACGGUUACUUCAUCAUCAUCGGUCACUGGCAACAAUGCGACAGUGAAAGAGAAACCGGACGCCACCCCGACGCCGUCUGUGGAGUCGGUGGCAUCUGAGGCUUCCUCUGCUGCAUCCACUGCGACACUGGUCAAUGAAACCACUGUAACAGAACCCAGCCCUGCAAAAGAAACUGCUCCUGCUGCUCCUGAACAGGCCCCAGCCCCGGCCCCGGCCCCCGCCCCACAGGUUGAGGCCCCACAAGGUGCAGUGCCACUGAAUUUAGUGCUGAGACUCAGGAAUGAAAAGAGAGAACUUAAUGAUAUAAAAUUUGAAUUUACAAUUGGACAAGAUACAGCUGAUAGUGUGUCCAGAGAAAUGGUGGAAGCUGGUCUCGUAAAUGGAAAGGACAUGAUUGUCGUUGCUGCCAAUUUACAGAAAAUUCAGGACAACCCUGACCUGAAGAAUGUAACCUUUGCUUUAAACUCUGGCUGUGGAUCAAAUGAGGCACCCUGUGACAAGACAUUGAUUGGCUUCGCACAAUUAUCAAUAAACGACGGAUCUGUGGCACCACUACAGUAGUCCGGGUUACCCAGAAGCUUCUGUGAUACUCUAUUAUCAAGUGCUGUGCCAAGCAGAGACAAGACUAGGAUUGAUCAAUUCUCAAUAUAUAUUACGACUUCUAAUUGACACAUAUUGUGUUAAUUUGUAAUUAUAUGCAGUCUUUCUUUUUUGUUGUUACUGUCAUCCAUGAGUGGUUAAGCAAAAGUACAAUCAGUCAGUGAUGAAAUUGUAUUGCUGCAUUUACUACAGUUAUUGUACUAGUAAUUGACCAAAGUUAACCAAAGUGAAUGAAAUAAGGCAUGAUUUUUUUUAAUCCAUGCAUGCAAUUGAAAUUAGAUAUUUAUUUUUUUUACACUUGUAUAAGAAUUCUUUUAAGUGCUCUGAAAUUAUAAUGCACAAACCUCUUUUUUUUGUAAAAAAAAAUAUGAAACUCACAUUUUAAGAAUAUGCUUCAAGGUUCUGUUUUAAAAAAGAUUGGCAAUGAUGAUAAUUGAGGAAUUUAAUAAUGACAGAAAUUUUAUAUUUUUUUCAUAAUAGUUGUGUGAAUAAACACAUUAUGCCUCUUUCUAUUAAAAAAAAAAAUAAUGCAUUAAUUUUACCACUUAGUAGUGCAUUUGAGAAAAGUUUUUUAAGUUUGACGAUUGCAAAUAUAACAAUUUUCUCUCUUAAACAAAGAACAAGCUAGGGGAAAAUUAGGAUUUUUUAGGGUUCAAAACUUGAAUAUGCAAAUUUAUUUCUUUAAAAAUAAGAGCUGCAUGUAUAAUAAGUCAUAAGGAUAUUGAAUGCAGAUUUUUUUUUUCAAGCUUUACAUCUUGUAAGGUCUAGUACUUUAAACUCAACUUUUUUUAAUUACAAACUUAUUGUUUAUUUGAGGGGGCUGGAUGUUUAUGGCCAUUUUUAGACUUUAAUAAUCUCCUGGAAAUGAAGAACUUUAUAUAAAGAUACAGGAAAGUAUUCAAAUUUUACACCUCAAACAUUUUGAAUGUUUUUCUUUACAGAAUAAUAUAGUUUGUAGCUAAAUGUUUUGUUUAAAAUUUUAAAGGUAGAUGAAAUGGGUAAUUUGUUGAGAAUUCAGCCUUUUUAAAGCUAAUUUUUCUUUUAUUGAAAAAAUGAACAAUUAUUUUGGAUAAUCAUUUUAAAUAUUUAUCAAAAUUUAAAAACUUACUCGCUACAGUGGAUAAGUUUACACCUCUGUCUAAAUAUAAGCAUUAAAACUAGAAGUCUUCCUCUUCGGUACAUGUACAUUUUGCAAUUUUUUUUGUAGACAUACCGUAAUAUGAAGUUUUUGUAUUCAGUUAUUGGUCCAUGCAUGCAAUCUUCUUGAAAUUAGAUAAAUUUAUUUUCUUCACAACUGACCUUUGGCAUUUUGCAAAACAAGAAUCACUCGAAUUUGUUUGUUUAUUGAUUAAAGCCCUCUUAUAUGCACAAUUGAAUUCCACUUACAUUCAAUUAUAUCUCAAGAAACUCUUUACUGUUUGGAAAUAGGAAACUAAA